Messenger RNA from Chara braunii, 3500 nucleotides. The record is from the annotation of a GenBank genome assembly. Lineage: Eukaryota; Viridiplantae; Streptophyta; Charophyceae; Charales; Characeae.
GGCGAAUAUGAAAGAAUUGGAGGAGAUGGAGAAGAGGAAGAAGGCUGCUGAAGAAGAAGCGGCAGCAUAAGAAGAAAAAGAAAGAAUGCGUAUUGAGAGUAGAGAGGGGAGCAGUAGCACGAAGAAAGAUAUAGACGCAGAGAUGGAGAGAAAAAUAAGUGAGUGGGUUGCUAAUUUAUCGUUGGGAGAAGAGGAAGAGGCGGAGUCCUAUGUGUCUGAGGAUGAGAGGGCUGCGCUAGCCAGUGAGCUAGCAGCAAUGACAGACCCCAUGGAACGACGAGAAAGGGAGGGGGAGCAGAAGUUAGCUUGGAAGCUGAAGAUGAAGAGGGAGAAGAAGAGGAGGAGACAGGAAGUGAACAGAAUGACCGCAGACAUAGCAAAGGUGCAAGAGUGCAGGCAGGAAGUGUUGGCCCAACCUGAUGACAAGGCCAAGUGGGACAAAGUGUUGGGUUACUUGGAAGUGUUGAGCAAGGCCUGGAUGGAGGAGCGCCAGGCUAGUUGGAGCCAAGAUGUAGCAUUGAGUGCCAUGCGGUCAGGGUUUAGGGAGUUUGGGCGUGACAUCGUCACCCACAUUGGGGGCGAAGUAAAGCAUUUGAGGGAUAAUGUAGGGAAGUUCUGUGAAGGCACCAUUGAGGGUGCCAAAGCUAUAGCCGUUGUAGAGGGAGAGGCCAGACAACGUAAGGACCCAGUGAAACUUAAGUUCCCGGAUGCGUACGGGGGAAAGAAGGAAGAAAACUUUGACAACUGGGAAGCCAGUGUCAACAGUUAUAUUUAUUUACAGCACAUCCUGAUCGACGAGCAAGUCCUCGUGGCCUUCCAGGCCCUCAAGGAUGAAGCGGCUAGUUCUGCCAGGUCUCUUGCGCGCGCAGCCGGAUGUGAAAACAACCUGGUUGCCUAUUCAAAGGUCACCCCUCUUUCCCAAUUCCUCAAGCUCCUGAAGGAGCGAUUUGUUGACCCAACGAGAGGCAUUAGAGCCUCUGACAAGCUGCAAACGAUCCACUCACAACAGUGGAGGAGUGGCAGGGCAUUCAAGGGUACCAUGGACGACUUGGUAGCCAUCCCGGACCAUGGGGUCACUGAGACCCAGUGGGUCCAGUUAUUUUAUCGUGCCAUGCCAGAGGCCCUGCGUGGGCACUUCUUUGACAAGACUGAACAGGCCGGCAUCACUUAUGAUGCGCUGAGUAAAAAAGUCGUCCUAUAUGAGUCGAAGUCUACGCCAGUUACCACCUUCUCGCACAAAAACUUAGAUAAGGGAAAAAGGUGGAAGGGUCGUACCAUCUCAGGCCAAGUAAGGGCCAAGGAUCACAUGAUCCUUACGUUAGAGGAAGGUGGUAUUGACGAGGUCCCGUACAAUCAGAUUGAAUGGGGCCUAGAGGAGGAAGAUAGUAGCGUGGGACAGGGGAGGUCCUAUGCUGCUGUUGCGGCUGGAGGGAAGCUGCAAGGUAGAGGAGAAGGCCAGGGCCAAAGGGGCCAGGCCAUGGGAGGCCGUGGACCGGGUGCACAGGGGGUUGGCAGCCAAGGAAACCGCCAAGCGGCAGAGGUUGCAGGCCCGUGCCUAGAUAGCUGUCCGGAGACUGCUUGUGUUAGCGUCCCUUUAGGCACGUCCCUCACAAGCGUGGCAGAAGAGUUAAAGGAGAGGAUGCCAGCCUGGGCCAAGAUGAAGAAAGAGAGCAAAGGACAACUGAUCUUGGUAGAUGUAGAGGUGUUCAGGAGUAGAAUAGGGGCCCUUAUAGACUCAGGGGCCACCCGUAGUUAUAUCAGUCGUAGGGAGAUGAAGAAGCUGAGGCUAGGACUAAAGGUCCAGAAGUUAAUAGACCCUAUAGUCAGUGUUCUCGCAGACAACCGCACGAUGCGAGUUGAGGACUACGUAGAGGGAGUCCAGGCAUACUUUCGCCUAGAGCAGAAUGGAAARGUGGAGAAGGUCCUCCAUUCUUUGACUCUCCUCGUGCAGGAUGACCUUCCUUUUGAUGUAGUUUUAGGAAUGGAUUGGGGAGAGGCAGCAGGGGCCACACUCCAGWUGAGAGAGCAUGAGUGUAGGCUCCCUAGUCCGUCAGGCGAGGCUAAGACUGCCCGCUUGUUCCAUGUGUCUGGUGUAGACAAURCCUUGGCACAUUGYUGUCUCAGUGCUCCCRCGUUCGCRCGAUUAGUMAAAAAGRAGCAGUUAGAGGAACAGGUCUUUGUAGUUUAUGUUAGACCUGUCACUGAGGCCCAGGAAAAGGAUAGUUCCACAGAUCCAACGAUUGCCAAGCUGCUGGAAGAGUUCAAAGAUUUGACUGAGUCACCGACAGGAGUAGUGUCGCGACCCAUCCAGCACAGGAUAGAGAUAGAGCCUGGCAGUAGAACUCCUAAGGGUGCAGUUUACAGGAUGUCCCCUAGAGAGUUAAAGGAGAUUUGCAAGCAGUUAGACGAACUCCUUGAGAAAGGUUGGAUCAGGCCCAGUUCGUCUCCUUUUGGAGCACCUGUCCUGUUUGUCCCCAAAAAGGAAGGAGAGUUGAGAAUGUGUAUAGACUAUAGGGGUUUGAAUGCUAUCACAGUGAAGAAUGUUGAGCCGCUGCCCAGGAUAGACGAUCUUUUAGAUCGGGUGCAGGGUUGCAAGUAUUUCUCUAAGAUAGACUUAAAAUCCGGGUAUCAUCAGAUAGAGGUCCAUCCUGAUGACCAGUACAAGACUGCGUUCCGGACUAGAUAUGGGCACUAUGAGUUUACAGUCUUGGAGAAGCUACGAGAGGCUAACUUCAAGAUCAACGCGAAGAAGUGCGAGUGGGCCAAGACACAGCUCUUGUACUUGGGCCACGUAUUAGAUGGAGACGGCAUUAAGCCAGAGGACAGCAAGAUCGCCGCGAUUAGAGAUUGGCCGACGCCCCGCACAUUGACAGAGUUGUGGUCGUUCUUAGGCCUAGCCAACUACUAUAGAAAGUUUGUGAGGAAUUUCUCCACUAUCGCCGCUCCCCUGCGCAAAUUGCUUAAGAAAGAGGCAAUCUGGCAAUGGGACAAGGAUUGUACGUCUGCGCUCAAGAGGUUAAAGUCGUUAAUAGAGUAUCCUGUCCUCAAAGUAGCUGAUCCGUCCUUGCCAUUUGUCGUCACCACGGACGCGAGUUAGUACACCGUGUUGCAACAGGAUGACGACCAUGGCUAUAGACCCGUAGAGUUCAUGUCCGCGAGGAUGCCCUCAGAGAAGGUAGCCACCUCGACAUACUAGAGAGAACUCUACGCUCUCAGGCAGGCUCUAGACCAUUGGAAGCAUUACCUGCUUGGGAGGCACUUCAAAGUGUAUUCUGACCACGAGACCCUUAUAUGGUUAAAGACCCAGGCCAAGAUGAUACCGAAGUUGACUAGGUGGGCCGCAGAGAUAGACCAAUAUGACUUUGAGCUUAAGCCAGUGAAGGGCAAGUAUAACGUAGUUGUGGACGCUCUGAGUAGGAGAUCAGACUACUUUGGAGCCAUAGUACAUUAUCUGGAUAUAGGGAGAGACCUGCAGGAGAAAGUAAAGCAAGCGUAUGCGC